Vollenhovia emeryi is the source of this 2407-nucleotide messenger RNA. RefSeq names its product U2 small nuclear ribonucleoprotein auxiliary factor 35 kDa subunit-related protein 2. Gene Ontology annotation, molecular function: metal ion binding; pre-mRNA 3'-splice site binding. Gene Ontology annotation, biological process: mRNA splicing, via spliceosome. Gene Ontology annotation, cellular component: spliceosomal complex; U2AF complex. Bases 597 to 2084 code for a protein of 495 amino acids. NCBI's taxonomy places the organism in Eukaryota, Metazoa, Arthropoda, Insecta, Hymenoptera, Formicidae. The record is from RefSeq and is a predicted model, not a curated record. The transcript is spliced from 4 exons.
CCAAUGUCCUCUACUACUGGGGAUUAAAGUUUAAUAAAUCUAUUUGUUUGAAAUUAACAAAUUCAACGAAUUCAAUUCGAGAAUAAGCACAGUAGCGCUAUCUUUUGGUGGUGUUGCAAACGUACUCUUCGCAAGUGCUUCUUAUUUCCACAUUGUGUUAAAGAAGUCGGUUUAUAUUUAAAAAUACAUAGGCAAUAUAAUAUUAUCGGGCGUUCAAUAAUGGCGAUAUUUAGCGACGUGCGUAAAUGACACGUUUAUCUUUUAAUAAAAUUAACAAAGAAUUAUAGUCCCAACGGUACAAACUUAAUACAGAAUUUAGAGAAGACUCAGUAUGCGCCACGCAUCGAUGUCACAAAAAAUAUUCUUCGGUUAAUUUUGAUAUAAUCCUUCAGUGUCCUGCCGCUUCGGGAGUUCGUGUACCGACGAUCAGAGGAGGUCGUAUCAUUGAUGUUGUGAUUGUUUGGGAAGCAAUAUGGCGUCGGGCAUCGCCGUACACCGAUGUUAAUAGUCAGCCGCCGGUCCAUUUAACGUGAGUCUCCUCAAGUGUUCCGUAUGUUGUCAACCGCAUCUGCCGCUGUUCCUAAGGAUGCGCGAGUAUGGAAGAACGUGGCUCGAUAAAGCCCACUCAUAGGGAGUGGCGUCGCAUCGCGAGGAAGGAACGUCGCAGACGCAUACGACGGCUAGCCGCACAAGAACGUGAUGCCAAUGAAGGCCGCUUGAAGGCAGCACUGGAGAACAAUAUGGUGUAUUUGAAAUUUUGCGCGGAAGAGCAGAAGCAGAAGGAAGAGAGAGAAGAGCAAGAACAAAAGGAACAUGCGGAACGGGAGAGGCUCUGGCUGGAGGAAGAAAUAACCGCACAGAAAAAAUGGCAAAUUCUCGAGGAACAGAGGGCGAAGGAAGAACAGGAGAGACGUGAGAAAGAGAUGAAAAUUCACGAAGAAUUCGAGGCGAUACGUGCGGUACUGUUAAAGAAAAAAGAGGAGGAAAAGAAAGAGCGCGAGGAACAACUCCGUAAACAGGUGCAACUGCUGAAGGAGAUCGACAAUUACAUUGAUAACGGAGUGAAGACGCCCGAAGCGUUGCGCGAAGUCUCCGACAACCAGCCUACCAAGGACUUAUGUCCAUUUUUUUCAAAAACAGGCGCCUGCCGGCAUGGAAACGCGUGCUCCAAGAAUCACCAUAAAAUCUUUUUGAGCAAAGUGAUUUUGAUACCCGGAUUCUACUCACAUUUCUCACUGGAGAAGAACUUGGCGGAAUACGACACCGACGUGGCACUCGAGUUCGAGAAUGCAGAAAUGUUGCGUCACUAUCACGAGUUUUUCCAGGAUGUAAUAGGUGAACUUGAGUCGUUUGGCAGGAUUAAGACCUUUAAAUGUUGCUGCAAUAUGGAGAUUCACUUGCGCGGUAAUGUGUACAUUGAAUAUUACACGGAGCGAGACGCGGCUAGAGCUUGGAGAAGCCUGAGUGGACGUUGGUACGGUGGCAAACAACUCAACUGCGAUUUCGUCCAUAUGAUAUCCUGGAGAAAAGCCAUCUGCGGCAUAGCCGAGUGCCCGAAAGGCAGUAAAUUUUGCAAUUUUCUUCACACCUUUAAAAAUCCGCACAACAGGUACAACGUCAAGUAUACCCUACGGGAAAAUAAAAUAAAGCAAAUGCGAAAGAAACAGCUACGAGAAUCGAGUAACAACGAACGAAGCGAAGAGAGAAGUAAGUCUAAAUGGGAAGAAUCCGAUCGAGAUAGCGAAAAAGAUCGCAACUGGAGAUGGUCCGAAUCCCCCGAGAUUGAAUUGAACCGCACGAAAGAUUCAGAGACGGGACAACCCCCUUCCAAGAAACGGAAACAAUCGGACAGAUUGUCGAGCGAUCACAAACAGAGAAAGGAUGUAAAAUUGAGAAGUUCUAAGUUCAAAAUGUUGCCUAAGAGGAAACAUCACCAACCGGAUCGUAAGAGAGCCCAUGAUAACGAAGAUCGGACUAAGGAAGAGUCCGCCAGUUAUCCUUCCAAAAAGCGUAAGAAGAGAUCGCGAAAGAAACAUCGUAAAAAGUCAUUAGAAGAAAACAGUAAGAAAUCAGAGGAGACGUAGAUCCAAAGAGAAGAAAUAUUUAAAGGCAUAUGCUCGAAGAAAAGGCUCCAAAGUUUGUGCAGGCUGUAAAGAUAGGUCAAGCGGCUGUAAUACCGACGAGACAAUUUUAUUGUUGCGACUCUUAUUUCAAAGAAAUAAAAGGAUAGUUUUUCAAUUCACACCAGUGCUUUUUUUCAUUUUAAUAAUAAAGUACUUUUCUUACGUAACUAUUGUGAUUCUGUUUGUGAUUCUAAACUGAACUAAUUCAGUUCCAUCUGCGAGAUAUUGUAAGUUAAAUAUUUUCAUUUGAAAUAUAUGUUACGUAAAUCGUGUAUUUAAUCGUG